CGGGCGCAGCAAACCGGUGCUUUUGCUUGCACUGCUUGGGCCAUUUUCGGCGUUUUUCGCUUUUACUCCUGUUGCCGCAUUUUCAACUCUUUGCAAAUUUGUUGCUUUGCAGCGAAGGACAGAAGAAAGACACAGCGAGGGGGCUUUUCUUUCCUACGUGGAGGGCGGGCGAUCAUGGCGUGCGCCCUUCCAGACCACCUCCACCACUACCACCACCACCAUUGUCCUGCACCUCUGUCUUACAAAUUCUUGUUGAUGCCCGGCCCAGUGGUCGGCGAGAAGCGGAAGAUGGUCUACAUUCCCGACGUACUAUCAUUUGACGAUCUGUGUUCGAAAAUCCAAGCUAAGUUACCAAAUGCGCGGCAUGCUUUCUCCAUCGUCGUAGAGAUGCAAGUGGCGGAUCCUCCCCCCGGUCAGGAGGCGCAUCUUCUGGACGAAGUAUGGGCGGAAGUGGAAGACUUGGAGCUGUUCGACAGCAAAGCCGUGACCAACCUGCGCAUUCGCGCAAAGGAGGCGCCGCCGACAAUGAGUCCGUUGAUGCCGGUGCUGCAGACGCAACUGCCGCUGUCGUCUGCGCCUCCUGUGGCGGGUCAUGCGCCGCUAGCUCGCGCGCCGUCUUCACCUUCGCCCACUCUUUCUUCUCCCUCUGUCGCGCCCAUCUUGUCCAACGCUGCUGCGCCCGUCAAGCCCCUCUCUUCCGCUGCCUGCGGUCAGUCCUUCGGCAAUCCCGACCCCUUCGGCACCUCCGCCACGUUCGUCUCUCGAUGCCCGCCGGCGGCGGCAGUUUCUCCGCCACUGCCGCCCAUUCCGCACACUCCGCCCGCUGCUUCUGUAACCCCGCCACACUUGCAGCGCGCAGCUGCUGCGCGCAUGUCUUCCUCCACCCCGCGCUCAAGUUCGCCUGUGGUGGGCAGCGCCAGACCACCGUCCACAGGUGCGCAGGCGUUGGCGGAGCGUGCCGCGCGCGCUGUCCCCUCAUCCCCUCAUGUCCGUCACUCCACCGAUGCGAUCGCUCAGCCAUCUUUUCCGCCGCCUCUCGGUGGGUCUUCCCCCAUCCAUCAUCCCGUCCUCAUCGGCCAUUCGACGCCUCCAGCAUCCAUUCAGACGGCCUCCACUCUUGUCGAUGUCAAUGCGAUCAACAACACGCCAGCUUCACCAGUGCUACUUCUGUCGGAGACUCGGGAAGAUGGAGGAGUAAAGCACGGAGAUUUAAACGAUCACCACAAUCCAAUGGUAGAACCAGAGUUGUUAUCGCAAAUUGAUAGAGAAGCAGAUACGAAUAUGGAGCAGGCGCUUCGUGACGACCUGGAAAGAAGGGCUGUCAUUUACACGAAAGGGAAGAAUGGAGUUUUGACUGGCCAUAUGAAAUUAAUGAAUGCAGCAGCGAAGCAAAUUGCGCUCCGCGAUCCACGAUUGGUGGAGAAAGGAAGAAGGGCUGAGCUAAUGAGAGAGGCUGCAAACAUGGUGAGUGUUUUGAUGGUUCAUCAUACAUACAUUCCAAAAGACAAGACAAGACCGAAGCACGCCAUUGCAAACAAACUUGAGAAAUGAGAAGAAGAAGUCAAUAGAUGAAGAGCGAAUGAGAAUCAGAGGUUGAAGAAAUACACAGAACACUUGAAAAGAGAUGACAUCCCGCCCUCCUCCCGUCUCCACCCAUCAGAUCUCCUCCUGGAUUAUUACUCCAGUUCAAUACACAUCUUGAACAAAGUGUCAACUUCUGA
Molecule: messenger RNA, 1721 nt
Organism: Chara braunii
Lineage: Eukaryota; Viridiplantae; Streptophyta; Charophyceae; Charales; Characeae
Source: the annotation of a GenBank genome assembly